CUGUACCGGUGCCUUUCCCUUCUCUUCCUUUCACUUUUCGAGUAUUUUUUUUACUUUUUUCCCCCUUUUUCUUGCGGAUUUCUUCGGAUUUUUUAAGCCCUUGUUAUUUAUGGAAAUGUGUUGGUCGUGACGUACGUUGCGGGCUCUCUCUCUCUCUCUCGGAAAAAAAUCCCUAGCUAGCGAGCCGCAGAGGAGCGAAGUGCAGGAGAGGAGGAUUGGAAGAGGGCAGCAGCACUACUCGGCACUCACUGCAAGCCAGAGGAAAACAAAUGCAGCAGCAAUGUCCGAGCUCAAGAAAAACGAAAUGGAAAUCAGGGAUAAAGCUAUCCUGCACCAGAAGAGGCGUCUAAAGCAAGCUACACAGUUCAUCCAUAAAGAUUCUGCAGAUUUGCUCCCUUUGGAUGGGCUAAAAAGGAUGGGAACAUCAAAAGAUCUGCAACCUCAUAACAUUGUUCAAAGACGACUACUUGAGAGCAACAUCACAAAAUUACAUGGAGAUCCAAGGGAGAGUGGCUCUAUGACUCAGUCACCACUUGCUGAAGAGAUGAAAUCCAGCGUGAAUAAGGAUAUUGUAUCUUUGCUCACUGUCUUCUGUAAGUGUCGUGAUCAAAAGAUUAAAGUCACCAUCAACACAGGCUGCCACCAGAAUACCAUCUCCACCAGCUGCUUGAACAGAAUAGGUUUUGAGGAAUUGCCUGUGGCAGAGAGUGAAGACUGUGAGCUCCCCAGAUCUACCCAUGGUACAAAAACAAUGGAACGAGUGGAGAAGUUAGAAAUCAUGUUGGGGAAAGAGAAAAUAGAGUGUCCAGCUCUGGUAGUAGAUAAUGAGAUCUGUGAGCUAUCCCUCGGUCUUCAGACACUACUAUCUCUCAAAUGCGUGAUUGACUUGGAGAGGCGAGCGCUGUUGCUGGGAAAUUCGGAAACACAACUACAAUUCAUAACUGAAUCAGAAGAGCAAGAUAAUGAAGAAGAGCAAGAUAAUGAAGAAGAGAAAGAUUGAGAAAAGGCACAAGAUUUUGGUAUAUUAAAGAGAAAAGCUCAAAUAAUAAACUAACAUCAUGAAGUUAAGGUUCUCUCUCUUUUUCUCUCUCUCGCUGAGUUUUUGUGCCUGUGCUGUGAUCUUUGACUUACCUUACUGCAGAAGUGAGCUGGCAGAGAUGAGGGAGAGGACAACAAUGUAACUGCCUUGCCUCUCCUACCACAACUCUCCCAAAUCACCAAAAGCCUGUUCCACUCUAAGUUUGUUUUGGUGUUGGAAUACAAGAUCUGUUAGUUUUGUCAUCUAUAUUGCAGCUCCUGGGGUUGUGCACUCUGGUAUUAAAAAGCAUUUGCUUUUUAUAAUGGUAACUAAAAUUAAAUUCUACCAGUGGGAAGUAUGAAAGAUUAUUUCUUCUAGUGGCUAUCUUUGCUUGGUUUGGGUGCCAAAAAUUAUAUGGAUAUUUGAGAUGAUGAUGUCACAAGCAGAAAGUUCCUGAUGGAAGCACUUCCUCCAGGAGAAAUAGACAGCAUCAAAUCUGAAUACAUUUUACCCUGUAGCUAAUAUUUUUACCCUGCACUGAUUUGCAUCACAUAAGUUUAAUUUUAAAAAUGCAAAAUAAUUCUUGUAAAUCUUUCUAUUUAAAACAAAAGAAGCUUUCAAUGGUUAGCAGCACCAUGUUAUAAGAAAGCUUUGCAUAGCUCUGAUCUGUCAAAAACUGUAAGUCACACUAACAUCCUCUUUAGUGUAAGGUCAAGAGACAAAAUGUUUUUGGCAGGCAGCUUCAGACAGAGUUCCUUUAAGUGAAACUUCUCCUAUUUGCUAAUAUUGUGUGCAAUUCCAGUGAACUGAAUCCUUUUCCAUUCUAGUUUAAAAUUCUGGGGACCAUAACUGCAAUCAUAUAUUUUCUGUUUUUGAAUUACAAUUAAAAUGCUUUUAACCAUAAUUUGCUUAUAACCAUAAUGUGUAAUAUUCCAAUAGCUUUCCCCCAUUUUCUCCAAUACAAAACCUCAGAUGAAAGGAUGUGCAUAUUCUAACUGCAGAUCAAUUUGAUUUACAGCCAAGAUGCUCUAUUGUUUUCUUUCUACUAAUUUUACUAAUUACCAAUUUUUAUCUCCAUUUCCUUUGUACAGCAGUCAUUGUAUUUGGUCUCUAUCAGUUGUUUCAAAUACACAAAUCUUCCUUUUGAAAAUUCAUUUUUUUUGCUAUUUAAGUAUGUGAAUUAAGAUACAUGAAUGCUGUAACUGGUCCAAUGGUUAGAGGCUCACAUUUUGCAAAGAAAUAAUUGUUGAUAGGCAGCCUAAUAAAUGCUGAAUUUUUCAGCUUAAGUAUAGGGCAUAGGAUAUUGGAAUGUGCUAAAGCUGUGGGAACUUCAGUAUAGAUUGUAAGAUUGUAAAUAUUAUACCACUGUUCAAUAAAGGAUGAACCCAAUCAAUUUGACCUUAGUGGCGGGGAGAAGUUCUAGAAAAAUAAAGGACAAAAUUAGCAGUCAUGGACAAGCAUGAAUUAAGUGGAUCAAGUCGGCAUGAAUUUGUUAAAGGUAAAUAUGUCUUAAUUAAAAUGAUAAGAAUUUUUUGAUGAAGUAACAGAGAGUUGAUUGGAGCAAUGUGGUUGAUAUGGUGUAUAUGGAUUUUCUAAAGGCUUUUGAUAAGGUGCCAUAUUGUCUUCAAGAUUGAAGCCUACAGAAUAAAGAGGGCUUUAGCAGCAUGGAUAGCAUAUUACCUAAGAGGAAAUAUAAGAACAAAAGGUUGUUUUUCAGACUGGAGGGAAGUGCACAGUGUCCCAGAGCUCAAUACUAGGACCACUGCUUUUCUUAAUAUAUUAAUAAUAUAUUAAUAUUACUUGGACUUGGGUGUACAGACUCUAUUUUCAAAUGUGUAUAUAGUACAGAAUUUGGAGAUAUAGUAAACUGUGAGGAGGCUAAGAGAGUCAUAGGAAAUUACACCAUUGGAAAUUGGCUCUUCGAUCCAUUGAGUCUGCGCUGAUAUUAUGCACCCAUUUACACUAAUCCUGCCAUGAUGUAUUUUAUUCUCUCCAUAUUUCCAUCAACUACUCCCCACCCCAGAUUCUACUGCUCAGCUACACACUAGGGACAAUUUACAAUGGCCAAUCAACUUAGAAGUCUGAACAUCUUUGGGACUUAGGAGGAAAUCGGAGGACCUGAAGGAAAUCCAUGUGGUCACAGGAAGAACAUGUAAGCUCCACACAGACAGCACUGGAGAUCAGGAUUGAACCCAGGCUGCGAGAGCUGUGAGGUAGCAGUUCUACAAGCUGUAUCAUUGUGCUAUUAAUAGAUUUAGUCAUUCAUUAUAGACUUCAAGAAAACAUGAGCAGGCUAUACUGAUUUCGGUAAACUCUCUUUUAUAGACAUUAUAUAUUCAUACAAGCUAAUUUGAAGAGCUUAAACUGUAGGAUAAUAUUUUUUGAGUGAUACAUUGGUAUUAAGCAGGAAUACAGGGAUGAUGUUAGUACUUGGGCUAUCAAUAAAACCAGGCCUUACUGUUGCCUAGAAAUUGAAUCACAGUACCACAUCUUCACAUACCGUGCUUCAAUUUCUAUGAAUAAUAAGAAUUGAAAAUUAGAGCCUUUCAGUAUGGAUUUUGAAGUCCACAAUUUUCUUCCACGUCCUCCAUACUUUUGAAACUCUGAUGCACAGAGGAUCCCUGACACACACAGCGGCAUUCAACAACAUGCAAUGCACAUCAAAAUGUUGCUUCCAUAAUUUUUGCCGAGGCAUGUGUGGCUCAUGCAGAAAUAGGCUUUCAUAGUUCCUGUGAUGGUUAAUUAACUGAAAUUUACAGGGGAGCUGUCUGAGCAGGUUCCAGUCCUGUGCUGAAAAACCCUACCCAGACGACUCCUCUUUAGGUAAUUCACUAACACACAUGAGCUUCCAUAGUCUUACAAUAGCAAUGUACAACUUCCCCAUUCCCCUGCCCACCCCCCCCCAUCCAAAGGUUGUAACUUUCUCUCACCAGUUCCCCAACUCACUGAUCUAUCAAACCAACUAUCAACCCGCCUAUCAAUCAGCAGACCUAACCUGACCACCAUCACUCCCUUCAGCCAAUACCUUCUUAGAAACUACCAAUCAAAAAUUUUUUCUACAACUUACCCCAGCCACAAACUGCAACAAAUCAGUCACUGACCUUGUCCCUGUGUGUUUCGAUUCUUCUUCUGAUCAUUAACUGCUCCAUCCCCAAUGAAUACCCAUACUCCUUGAGCAUCAGUCAUACCCUCCCUGCAACUGAUCACACCAAGGCAGUAGAUCAUUACCCCAAUCCCCCUACCAACCCUCAACAUGAGUCUUCUACUUACCAAUUAGUGCCAACCUCUACACUUCUGAUCUCUGAACCUAUCUGCAUCCCCAGGAAUGGGGUGGAGGCAGGUUCAGGGAUCAGAAGAGGAGAGACUGAGCCAGGUCAGUUUUCCCUGCAGUGGGGGAGGUUAAGAGGAGACAUGUUGAGGUAUAUAAAAUUAUGAGGGAUAGAGAGAGAGUAGAUUGCAGGAAUCUUUUCCCCUUAUCAGAGGUGACUAAAACUAGAGGACAUAGAUUUAGGGUAAGAGAUAAGGAAUGUAGAGAGGAUUUGAGGGAGAACUUUCUCACUCAGAAAGUGAUGAGUACCAAGGAUGCACUGUCUGAGAGAGUGGUGGAAUCAGAGUUGCUAACAGUACUUAAGUGGUGUCUAGAUGAGCACUUCAAUUGCCCAGACAUUGAAGGCUAUGGGCUGGAAGAUGGGAUUAAUACAGAAGGGUGCUCACUGGUCAGUGUGGACAUUGUGGGCUGAAUGGCCUGUUUCUAUUGCCAUAUUACUCUAUCACAGGCCAUUUAUGCCAGCAAUCAUUUGGAGCUGGACCCAGCUGACCUUCUUUGUAUAUUUUGCAUUGGCAGUAAACAAUGGAAAGGUUUUUCUGCAUUUAAGGCCAAUUCAUUAGAACUCAAUGCCUUAGGACUUGUACUCUGCUGAAUUUCCCUGCAGCAGGUGCAUGAACAAGCCUACCUUGAACCAACUUAAAUGCCUUUGUAAGUGCUGACCACCUAGCCUAUGUGUCUCCUAUCAAAUGCAACACAGUAUUUUUCACCCCCUUAUGGCAAAACAUACACUUGGUCCCUGUCUGUGUUUCUUCAAUCAUCAAGGUUGAUAAGUUAAGAAUAAGGUUUGUUACUCAUUGAAAGUUUUAAGAUGGGCAGGUUUUUCAACCAAUCUAAUGAGCAAAUGAGAAAAUGUAUUCAAAGAUAUUUUUAUGAAUUAAACCUAUUGAAUUUGGCUGGGGUGGGGUGAAGAUGAAUCAUAUAAACACAUUAUGUCAAACCAAGCUCCUCUUCCCCCUCUGCAAAACAAGAUCACUACAGCUAUAUAUUGCAAGAAAUAUAUACAGGCACAUUUUUUAUUAUAAGAAAUGCCCGGGUCCAAGAGCAGCACAUAUGAGCAUUAGGUGAUUAAAGUUAAAAUUAAGUAAAAUCUAGAUCCUCAUAUUUAUACCUGUUCUUUCAAAACUCUUCUGAAAAUCACACUUACCGACUUCAAUCUUGCUAAAUGUAGCAAGGAAACAGGGUGCAGAAUUUGUCCUGUGCUCCUCUCUCCUUCAGGCAGUAUUUCACAGUCUUUAAUAUGUACAAAUGAAGGCCAAUAAGAAUCCUAAAUUUACUAAAUGCAAUUGGCAUUUUCCCAUGUCACAAUGGUGAAACAUUUUUCACAUCUCUGUACAUCAAGGUGUUUCAUUUCAUUCAAAAAUGAAAAAGUUCAAAAUCUUCUGGGUUUUUUCACUUUCUCAGCAUUUUAGAAAAAAAUAAACAUUAAAAAAUGCAAACCAGAAAAUCCCUUCCCAUAUUGGAGGUACUGCUGAAAGGAUACUGCUUAAUUAACAAAAAAAGUACAUCUAUUUUUAUGAUUCACUUUGCUACUGCUUCUAAGCAGCAGCUAUUGAAGUCUCGCAUGGUUAGUUCAAUUAUUAGAAAGAGUGUAUGUUGUUGAUUUUCCUCCAUCCCUUAAGAUAAAGUGCCUGGCUUUGGCCUCAGGUCCUGCUUAUGAUAUCACAUUUAAGAAGUUAAAGAGUAAAUUAUCAAUACCAACAUUGCCCAGUUACCCUGUAGCAUGGUAAUUUGGUGGCAACUUAUGUUACUAUUCAUAGGAACCAGAAAUUUAUAGUUUAUUAUUAAUAGAGGCACAAAUGGCAUGAGGAACAUGAAAUAUUCAAAGGUAAAUAAAUGAAAUGGGCUAAUAGCUUUGUACCUUGUUAGCCUGAACAUUAUAUUCAUUCAUAUACAUAUUUAUAGGCUAUUUAAUCCAAAGAUGAGGGCAAAUGUUCAAGCUUUUUUUGUAUUCACAAUAAGUGGUGCAGUGUUUCUAAGUGUGUUUUUUUUAAGUUCAACCCAAUUCACAUUUUACAUUCUGAAUCUCAGUGAGGUAUCACUGUAAUUGUUAUCACAGCCCAGCAAUAGCUAAACUAAACCUUUACUGUUUAAAUUAUUUAAAUAACCAGGUAUUUUGCUUCAAAAUUAUAUAUUAUCAAAGCAAUUCCCACUUCUAUUGUCAUUGAUUUUUGUAUACCUUAAAUACUGGAAAGAAAAGUGGAAUAAAAAGACAAGAAUAAAAAGAAUGCAUUGUUGGCUUUGACCUUUUGGGAGGAAAAUUAAAUAUAAAAUAUCCUCUACAGUUGACUUGUUCUACAAUUAGUAAGCAUUGAGAUAGGAAAAAUCAGAAUAAUUUGAAACACAUCAAGUCCACAUCCUAGCCAGGUUACUUUGGAGACAAUGCUAGUUAUCAUAUAUUUUGGCUCUGAUGGCGUGGUUUAUUUUGCAGUACUGUACAGGACCAAUGUAACUUGCUCCUGAAUGCCAAAAUGCACAUUGUAUUUGUGCAGUGUAGACAUUUCAGCACAACAAAUACAUCAACUAAUUAUACUUCAUGAGUACUGUCUUCUUACCAGUAUUGUAUGUUAUCUUGUUAUUCUGGUGUGCACCAUAUUGUUUAGAAUAAACUGGCAUUGUCAAAUA
Molecule: messenger RNA, 6968 nt
Organism: Pristis pectinata (smalltooth sawfish)
Lineage: Eukaryota; Metazoa; Chordata; Chondrichthyes; Rhinopristiformes; Pristidae
Gene: nrip2
Product: nuclear receptor interacting protein 2
Exons: 6
Coding region: 281-1000 (239 amino acids)
Biological process (GO): proteolysis
Molecular function (GO): aspartic-type endopeptidase activity
Source: RefSeq, a predicted model, not a curated record